AUGGGGCCAGCCCACCAACAGCUCGUUCUCCUCGCCGCGGUGGCGCUGCUGUCCGCCGGCCUCCUCCCUCAGGCGUUGGCGAAGGGGAAGGGACGCCGCGGCCCCGUCCACCCGCAGGUUGAAGCCAUCUGCGCGCGCACCCCAUUCCAGGAGGUGUGCAAGUCCACAGCCGGGCGGCAUGCGUCUAAGUACACGGUGAUCGACAACCUGGCCGUGCUCAAUAUGCAGGUGGACGCGUUCGCCAAGCGAACGAAGCAGGCGCGCAAUAACGUCAUUAAGACUUCCCGCACUAUCCUGCCAGCACAGCAGCAGGAUCUUAAGUUGUGCGACGACAUGUACAAGCACACCCUAGAUACCAUCGGUGCGGCGCAGCGGGCCAUCUCGUUCAAGGACAAGAACACCACGAAGAUCAUGCUGCAGCUCGCCGUUCAGGACUUCGAGUCGUGCAACCGGCCGUUCCAGCAGGCCGGGCUCCCCAACCCCUUGGAGAAGUUCAACACGGAACUCAGCCACAUGGCCAACAACUGCAUGGCACUUGCCAACAUGAUCUGA
Messenger RNA from Phragmites australis (common reed), 552 nucleotides. RefSeq lists its product as uncharacterized. Gene Ontology annotation, molecular function: enzyme inhibitor activity. The coding region runs from base 1 to 552 and encodes 183 amino acids. NCBI's taxonomy places the organism in Eukaryota, Viridiplantae, Streptophyta, Magnoliopsida, Poales, Poaceae. The transcript has a single exon. The record is from RefSeq and is a predicted model, not a curated record.